GGUUCAACGCCUGCGCGGCGCUCAGCCACAAUCGCUCAUCUGCCCUUGCUCAGCAUGUCUUCAAACCUCGCCUUCCUCACGAACUCCCACAAAAUCAUCGCCGCCAAAAAGCGUGCAAAGAAGGCGCAGAUCAAGGAGGUCUUAUUCGACGACGAUGCCCGCAGGGAAUUCUUGACUGGGUUCCACAAGCGCAAGGUGCAAAAGAAGGAGGCUGCCAAACAGAAAGCUAUUGAAAGGGAGAAACAAGAGCACCUGGAAGCGAGGAGAGAGAAACGUAGAAUGCUUGCCGAACGUGCUGCUCAGAACGCGGCGGAAGUGGAGAAGGCAUAUGGCGGUGCAACCGAAGAGCAGAGCGCAUCGGGUGACCAAUGGUCCGGUCUGUCGGCGGGCACAUCCGCCGACAAGGGUGAAGAGAGACAGCAAAAGGAAGAAUACGAGUACGAAGAGGAAGUAGCGACCGUGACUGUCGUCGAGGAUUUUGAUCCCGACGCUCUCAUUCAUGGAUCGAGUGGUCCAGAUAAGCGAGCCGAGGCGAAUGCUCAAGACCAUCCGGGGCGCCCAUCACACACAAACAGCGGUGGCCGGCAGAAUACAAGCAGCGCGACAUCCAAACAGAAAAAUAAAGCUGCUGUAGGCCGAACGAAGAUGGCAACCAAGACAGCAACCAAAGCAAAAGACAUUAAAUACCUGACAAAUGCGGCGCGAAAAUCAGACAGAAUAAAACAGAAUAGACGGAAGGUGGAGAAGGCUGAGCGAGCGGGAGGUAAAACGUCGCGCAAAAGCGGCGGGGGCCGCAGGAAGCGGUGACGGCAAAAUGCUGCAUGCUACCCGCACUAUGCUCUUUACGGCAGCUGUUCUUUCUACUCGCUUCGGUUGAUAGAUGGUUUUCUUUCACACGCAGACAUUGGCGCGAUCCCCGUAGUACGUAUCACCGUAUCCAUGAGUAACAGAUGCUAUUCUUGACCAACAGACAGCCUCUUCCAUCCAAUCCAAAUUACAUAUGGUCUGUCUAAAAUGCCGUCGACCCUGAAAACCUUCCAUGCGCCCUCCGGCGAUAGAGCAAGCCAUCGCUCCAAAAACUCUCUGACAACAUCUUCUGCUCGUAAUUCAGUCACCACCAGGACCG
This is a messenger RNA of Laetiporus sulphureus 93-53, 1126 nucleotides long. RefSeq lists its product as uncharacterized. Gene Ontology annotation, molecular function: RNA binding. The transcript is spliced from 4 exons. The record is from RefSeq and is a predicted model, not a curated record. Gene Ontology annotation, cellular component: nucleolus. The coding region runs from base 55 to 807 and encodes 250 amino acids. NCBI's taxonomy places the organism in Eukaryota, Fungi, Basidiomycota, Agaricomycetes, Polyporales, Laetiporaceae.